ACACCGGUUACACUGGUUUCUAGUUUUAGACUGAUGUUUAGGCUUAACGACAUUUUCGGUUACAAAACGUCAUCUACGAAGGCAUGACUCCAGCGUUAAACAAACCCUGUACUGUCCCUUUAACACGAACACGUGGUAUCUGCAAACAUCCGGGUUUCAGAAAAAUGGAAAUAAAAUUGCAACAAUGUUUUGACACACAGCUUUGACGCACGGAGUCUUGCCAAACUGUAAUUACGUUUUCUUACAUUGUUUCCAUGUUGAAAUACGAAGAUGGAGGCUGGCAGUCUUGUCUCAUGCAGAGAGGACAUUUCUUCGCUGUUUCCUGAGCAAACGCCGGGUGCCAAAUAUAAAGAUUUAAGCAGCCAGUUUUCCUCCGUGAGACAAGUGAGCGGAGAUGGAAACUGCUUCUACAGAGCACUCUGCUUCGCACACUUGGAGUCAGUCCUGCACAAUCCCAGGGCUUUGCAGAGAUUUAAGGAGACAAUUAUUCAAACCUGCAAAGACUUGUCUUCUGCGGGAUUUGAUGAGAGCUCCUUCAGGCAUCACCUGAACACAGUCGUAAAUGUAGUGGAGCAGUGCCAGGCUGAUGAGCAGGAAGACAGGCUGCUCACGCUCUUCAACGAGCAGAUGACCUCUGACAGCAUGGUGCAGUAUCUCAGGCUGCUCACUUCAGCACACCUGCAAAAUCAUGCUGACUUCUUCUGCAACUUUGUGGAGGCGUCUAAUCUCCAAGUCUACUGUCAUCAAGAAGUGGAGGCCAUGGCGAUGGAGUGUGAUCAUGUGGACAUCUUAGCUCUGUCACAGGCCCUGGAUAUUUGCAUCCACAUCGUCUCCAUGGAGGGUGAUGAACAGCAAUUGGCCCACCACAUCAUUCCAGAGGGUGCUGAACCCUCCCUGCACCUCCUCUACCAAACGUCACAUUAUAACAUUCUCUACCCACGACCUCAACACUGACCCGCGAUCCACUAGGACUCAGCUCAACUCAGGAAUAUUGACUUUGGUUGAAUGAAAUCCCAAAUGGGUUUUAAGACACUCGUGAAAACAGAUUUUUAUAAAAUCUUGCAGUGUACAGCGGUUCAACAUCUGGAAAUACAAUUUUUGCACAUUGUGCAAUAAGUAUUUAAAUGAAUUGAAAUUAAUUUAUGUAAAAAAAUACAUAAAUCAACAAUUACAUAAAUCAAAGAUGGUCUUUUAAAACACACAUUCCCAUUAACAUGUCACUGCUGCUGCUGCUGUUCUUUCUUCUGCUUCUUCUGCUUUUUCUGCUGUGGUGGAACAGCUUUCUUUAACUUCUGUUUCUCCUCCUGUAUUGAAACCCUGGUAAGGGCACUUUCCAUCCCUGCUAGAGGCAUGUGAGGCAGGGAGAGCUUUCCCAUUUGAGUGGGGUACUUGGUCUUUGUCACGUUCUUGAAAACAGGCUGGUUGAUCAAAUGCUUCAAAUGCUUUUUCAUCCCCUUUACCAUCUUCUGCUGCUCUCUGUCAGCGUCUUCAUCCUUUGCUCUGCCUGACAUAAGUCACAUAUUCAAUUGUCUGUAUUUGAACAUUUUUAAAUAAACUGAACAUGUUACAAGA
Molecule: messenger RNA, 1572 nt
Organism: Siniperca chuatsi (mandarin fish)
Lineage: Eukaryota; Metazoa; Chordata; Actinopteri; Centrarchiformes; Sinipercidae
Product: ubiquitin thioesterase OTUB2-like
Exons: 6
Coding region: 271-954 (227 amino acids)
Biological process (GO): negative regulation of double-strand break repair; protein K48-linked deubiquitination
Cellular component (GO): nucleus
Molecular function (GO): ubiquitin binding; cysteine-type deubiquitinase activity
Source: RefSeq, a predicted model, not a curated record